AUGGAUCCGUCAUUUAUCAAAGUUCUAGAGAGUAGCUUGGAUCCAAGCUCCAAAUACUUCAUAGAAGCUCAACAGAAACUCCAAAUGGCUAAGGAGUCGAACCUGCCGGAAUUCAUAAAAGCUUUAUCAGAAGUUAUUGCUAACCAUGAAGCCGGAUCGGGAGCAAGGCACCUGGCAGGAAUACUGCUCAAGAACUGUUUUGAGUUCAAAACCGAAGAGGAAAAGAUGAAUUUCUACAAAAAUACAAGCGCAGAUGUCCUGUACUACCUGAAAAUACGUAUGAUCAAUGUAAUGAAAACAGGUAAGGAGUCACAGGCAGUGUUAGCGGCCUGUACAGUCGUGGCAAGAAUAGCCCAAAUCGAACUCAGUAACAAGUCCUGGCCGGAAUUCUUCGACAUCAUACUGGCGAUGGUGGAUUCUAACCAAUUCAACCAGACGAGGAGCUCACUUAUAUGCCUCAGUUAUCUAAUUGAGGAUCUAUCGAACAUUUACGAGAACCAGAACGUAAACUUGUUGAGUGAGGUUGAAGUUAAUAGGCUUCUAACAUCAGUAAUCAAGGGCGUUUAUAUAGAAGACCCGCAGUCUUGCAGAAUGGCGUUGAGAUCACUCCAAAACCUGCUGUUUUUCAUAGGCAAUAAUAUGGAAGUGGACGCAGAACGCGAUGUUAUAGUGGAGGCAAUUUGUAGGAGGUGCUCUGAUACCAAUGACAUUGAGAUCAGAACCGCAGCAUUCGACUGUUUGGUUCAGCUAGUCUCGGAAUACUAUUCACGGCUAAUUCCGUCGCUGCCAGUAAUUGUUCCGUUCCUCUGGCAGGCUAUAGACUCAAAAAUUGAACAAAUUGCAAUACCAGCGUUUGAGUUCUGGAACACCAUUUGCGAAAUUGAGAUGCAGAACUCCCUAAACUCCAAUGAUGGGAACUGCUCAACAGUAAGAACUGACUCGACUAAUCAAAGUAAUAACAGUCCAAUAGAAGGUGGUAUAAUAAAGCAGGUAAUCCCGUAUCUUUUGCCCAAGAUACUGUUUACAAUGACCUUGCACAAGUUUGAGGACAUGGACGUCGACACGUGGACACUGCCAAUGGCGGCUGGGAUAUGCCUUUCACUAUGCUCGCAGACAGUGAAGAACGAUAUUGUUCACUCAGUGCUGGAGUUCGUGAAGGAAAAUUUUAAAAGCGCAGAGUGGAAUAGGAGAGAGGCAGCAGUUCUGGCCUAUGGCUAUAUAAUGGAGGGCCCGGAUAGUGAAACUCUGAGAAUUCUAGUAUCUGAGUCAUUUGACAAUCUCUGCGAUGUGUUGGUGGAUUCAUCAAUAGCAGUCAGAGACACAGCAGCCUGGACAAUAGGUAGAAUAGCAACAUUCCAUUGCGAAGUUGUUCUGAAUCACUUGGGAUCGCCGGAUGUUCCCAACUCAAAUUUAUCAAAGAUAGUCAGAGCACUGUUCGAUGUCCCUAGAGUCGCUGUCAAUGUCUGUUAUUUUAUUAACGAACUAGCAGAACACAUAAAUGACUAUAACAAAGGUCCGACGAACUUGUUGGAUUGCAUGUUCGCAACACUCUGUGAAAUGCUCGUAAACAGGAGCACCAUGAAUGACACCUUGGAACGUAAUUUAUACGUCUCAAUAUAUAGCAGUUUGUGUGCGCUUAUUGCAGGAGUCUCAAACAACUGCAUGAGUGAGCUUGUGGCCCUGCUUGAUCAUUUUGUAGUAUUGGUGUCCCAAAUGACAUCAGCGGAUUCCAGCUACGAACAGAGACUUAAAACUCAGUCAGUCUUCGGAGCAAUUCAGGUGCUAGUGUCGAGGGUAGGAUAUGUCAAGAACCUUAACCAGCUCAUGAGUAGUAUAUUUGAAUUUUUAGCAGUUGACCUGGACGAGGACGCACUAUUGACGCUAAGCGCACUGGUAAAUGUCAUUGAAUUUGCACAGAUCCUUCCCUUCAUUCCCAAGAUCGUGGACGCUGUUUUAACAGGACUUCAGUCAGAAGUUGGAAUAUGUAAGAUUAGCAUAGGUCUGACAAGCGACGUGAGCAGGUGCAUGGAAUCACCCUUUUCCACAUACCUCGAAAGAUUCAUGACCAUUUUGAUUAAGAUUUUACAAGAUGUAAACGGAGACAAGACUCUAAAGCCGCUGAUCAUCGUCGCAAUUGGAGAUAUCGCAAUGGCAGUGGGAGGAGCAUUCUCCAGUUACGUUCAGAAUACCAUGACAUUGUUGCUCCAAGCAGCCACAACUACCUAUGAAAUGGGUCCCGUUGAUAACGAGGACUGGAUUUACUUUGUGAAUCAGCUCCAAGAGGCAUCCCUUCAGUGCUUUACAGGUAUUGUAUAUGGUCUUAAGGAAGGCGGAGCCCUUCAUUUGUUACGUCCAUAUGUCAGCUCACUACUCCAAUUUGCACAGCAGGUUGUUGAAACCCCAGACCCUUUUUUCGAUACCAACUUAUAUAAACUUGCUGUCUCACUCAUCGGUGACCUAUCUUCAUCAUUUGGAAGUGACCUGUCCCGUCACUUGGUGGACUCAAAUUUGAUAAGGGGAAUCGAAAAUAGACUUAAGCAACUUGAACUUGCCCAGGACCCAGGUAUCAAGGACUGCAGAGAUCGAGUGUGCUGGCUCCACUCCACGCUUGUUAUUAAGUGA
This is a messenger RNA of Theileria annulata, 2622 nucleotides long. RefSeq names its product importin beta-1 subunit, putative. The transcript is spliced from 3 exons. Gene Ontology annotation, molecular function: small GTPase binding; nuclear import signal receptor activity. Gene Ontology annotation, biological process: protein import into nucleus. Gene Ontology annotation, cellular component: cytoplasm; nucleus. Lineage: Eukaryota; Apicomplexa; Aconoidasida; Piroplasmida; Theileriidae. The record is from RefSeq and is a predicted model, not a curated record. Bases 1 to 2622 code for a protein of 873 amino acids.